Messenger RNA from Scleropages formosus (Asian bonytongue), 1327 nucleotides. RefSeq names its product rab7a interacting mon1-ccz1 complex subunit 1 (gene rimoc1). Bases 16 to 849 code for a protein of 277 amino acids. The record is from RefSeq and is a predicted model, not a curated record. NCBI's taxonomy places the organism in Eukaryota, Metazoa, Chordata, Actinopteri, Osteoglossiformes, Osteoglossidae. The transcript has 6 exons. Gene Ontology annotation, biological process: mitophagy.
ACCGUGUGGUUCGCCAUGGCCGACGACUGCGUAAGGCAGGGUUUUGAGCUGGAGAGACGAAUAUCCGAGCUGGAUAGCAAGUGCGCUAGUCUCCGUGUACAAAAACAAGAUGAUGACUAUUUACAGAAUGCAUCUGCCAUACUAGACAAGUUGAAAAACUAUUACAGACAAGGGGGAGAGGGUAGCAGUCUCCCCAAACUUCUACAGGAUUACACUCAGGUAAUCCUGGACAUCACAUUUUAUGAGGAGAACCAGCUGGUGGACCAGGAGUUUCCUGAGGAUGCAUCUCCGUAUAAAAUACAGCAGCUGCUACAGGAUCUGACAGAACCGGAGAUGUUGGCUGGAAGACUGGCUCCAACCCAGGAGGUGACCUCAGUACUCGGACUGGAGCUUCUGGAAUGCUUAUAUUGGCGACGGGGUGCGCUUUUGUACAUGUACUGUCAUACCCUCCAUCAAAGGAAGCAGUGGAUCAAGAAGAACAAAGCCACCUUCCUCAAGUGUCUUCAGGAAGGCGUACGUUACCUGCUAAGAAUGCUCCAAGUGAGGAACUCGGUGAAGCUCAGUGACAUUGCUGUAUGUCAUGACUCUGCGACAGCAGAUCUCCUGUCAGAGGGCAUAUUUUCAGACACCCACCUCCUUACCUUGAUGUACAUUGGGGAGAUGUGCUUUUGGGCAGUGAAGUAUGAAGACUUCAGCCUGGAGACAGCAGGGUGGAAGGAGGAGCGAAUUCCGUUCCGGGAUAUCGGCACACAGAUCCUUCACAAAUACGUGCAGCUGUGUGAGGGCCCACUCCAAGGCCAAGGCUGGAACACAGAGAAUGCCAAGGAGAUUCUGAGUAUACUACAGUAAAUAGUUAAAGUUGUAAAAUUAAGUUAAAAAUGAAUGGAAGGAAUGGGAAUAUAUGUCCUCCUCUAAAUGCACUUAUCUUCCAGACUGUUGGCCAAGCAUGUGUUUUCCUUUCAGAAUUGUUAAAGUAAUGUGUUAUUUAAAAAAGAUAAUUAAAAUCCAGCUGGGAACAAAAGAUAACGUAACAGCUGCUCCUAUUUAUUGUUUUUUUUUGUUUGGUUUUUUUAUUUUAUGAAACAUAGUUAAUUGUGUUAACUAAUUUGUGUUCACAACUUCAGUAUUCAUGGCCAUUUUAUGUAUGUACAGAUCUGUUUGAAAUGUCUAUUGUAAUGCCACCACUGUUCUGACCUGUUGGAAACCCUUUUCCAUGCUUUGAUGGAAGGCGAUGGUCAGAUCUGAGAUCUUUGAUAUUUUUGUAGUACAUUUAAAUGGAAAACCAUAGUUUUGGUAUUCUUUUAAAUAUGUAUUAAUUUCUUUUUAU